Molecule: messenger RNA, 11490 nt
Organism: Anopheles stephensi (Asian malaria mosquito)
Lineage: Eukaryota; Metazoa; Arthropoda; Insecta; Diptera; Culicidae
Gene: zfh2
Product: zinc finger protein 2
Exons: 8
Coding region: 1630-10320 (2896 amino acids)
Biological process (GO): regulation of transcription by RNA polymerase II
Cellular component (GO): nucleus
Molecular function (GO): DNA-binding transcription factor activity, RNA polymerase II-specific; RNA polymerase II cis-regulatory region sequence-specific DNA binding; zinc ion binding
Source: RefSeq, a predicted model, not a curated record
GUGCAAACUGUCCCGUGUAGAGAACGGAGCGACAGAACAGGCAAAGCAGCGUCGCAACUUCAACAACUUCGUUCGUUCGUUCAGCGUACGUUUCCGUUUUUAUUUUCCUUCUAUUGUUCCAUUCUACCCCAAAUUUGGCUUCGUGAACCCGUGAAUUUUGCUCACCAAUGGCCGUACGGUGGACGUGAAGGCCGGUUUUCGAGGCCUUGCCUGGCGAAGGAAAAGCGGCCCACCCGCGGAGCCUAGGUGUCCAAACGCACAGAAUCGAACAGGGAACCUUCUUCCCCCUGGAAAAUGGCCACUGCUACUACGGUUUGGAUUUCGUCUUGCAAUAUUGUGUGUUUCGGUGGGCUAGGGUCCCACUUUUUUCGCAGCAGCAGUAGAUCCAGCACCUAGUUCGUCACGGAGCUUCGCCACCACCACCAUCAACACCCUCCCCGGGGAGGUGGUGUAGUCGUGUGCAGCACCGUUUGCAUACACUGUAUCACUUUAUAGCUCUGCUAAUGCGAAACGAAACAGAAACAAGCAAGCAAAAAAAAAGUUGGAUUCUCUUGAUACAAGCGUUUAUUGCUAUCUGUGUGUGUGUUUGUGUGUCUGCGCGCGUGCGAUAAAUAAAUGUGUGCCCAAAAAAUGCACCAAAACAAAGCGAAUCUUUGUGUUACUUUUUUAUUGUUCUACCUAUUGUAUGUAUUUUGCCACAUUAUUUAUAUAUACGUGUAGUUUUUUUUAUUAAUUGUUGUUUAAAAGUGAUUUUUCCUUACGUUUUACUCAAAUGACAAAUGUUACUACUUUAUUUAUGAAUUAUGACGGAUCGAUGCCGUAUUGUCAAAGUGUUGCUUUUUGUUUAGUAAAAUUUUGUCUACAUGUGUAUUAUAUUAAAAUUUUAAGUUAAUUUUUAUAUUCAAAUUUAUUGAAAACAAUCCACUUGUUCUACCUUUUCAAAGUGUGAAAUUUUAUCAAAAUUAUAACCAGCAAUACUUAUUUCAGGAUUCUUUUUUGUUUUGUUUGCCAUAUACCCAACUCAAAGUGUCUUUUGAAAUAAAAUGUCUCCACUUACCGAUGAUAAUAUCACAAAACAGUGCAUAUAAAUAAGACAGUGCAAAAUACAUAUAUGUCGAGUGCAUCACACUCGUAAUGAUUUCAUCUAGCGAAGAAAAAAAAUGGAUUCACUUGAACAAGCGUUAUUGGUCGGUGCUGCUACAAGCAUUAGUCAACCAUCCUAACCGCCGAACAUAUUUUGGGGUGUGUAUGUGCGUAUGUGCACCCCGCCGACUUUCUUCCCAUUUCAGGAUAUCCCUAUUUAAUGAAACGAACAAACUUAGUUAUAAUGAAAUUACGCGAAAAAUUACAUUUUAAGAUUUAAACUUUAGAAAAAGUUUUACAAAAUUAUAAACCUCGCAUUAUUUAUAAAUUACUAUAAUUAUAUCUUAAUCAUAUAUAUAUAUAUACAUAUAUUGAACUAUAUACUAUUAAUAAUAACGGAAUCGCGCAACGGAGCUGGUAGAACUUUAUACACGAAACAAAACACUACAACACUGCAACUGAACUUACACGCGCCCACAACCCAUCUGUUUUACAAUAAAACAUUGUAAAUCACACUACGCCAACAAAAAAACAAAACACACAAACAUGACUUCUCGCAAACAGACAAAGUUCUCCACCAAAAUUCAGUUCUACCUGAAGCACAGAGAGUCGCGCAUACUGAAGCUGUGCAACGACACCAUCGGCCCAGUGCCGAACGAUUCACUGAGCAAAGCGAUCUUCAGACUGUUGUCCAAGCCGGUAGACAAUAAAGGCAUUAUACAACUUUUUGUCGACAAGGGCCACCAAGCUGCGCAAUCGACUACCACGACUAACAGCAGCAGCAACAUCAGCAACACUGUGAAGACCGCACUGCCAGAGUAUCAGAAGGAUGUGGAACGCUUCCAUGGGCGCAUCAUCUGUAACGACAACACCUGCAUCAUCGACCCGGUCGCCUCUCCUAAGAACGACAGCAAUUCGAAUCCUCGCACACACUCCUUCCGAAUUGUCUCGUUCAGCAAGGAGAGCGAAGCGGCCCGGGGUGGCGGUGCCGGUGGCAGUGACGCGUUCGCCGCCACCGACGAUGAAACGAUCGGUGGUGGGUCGGCCGAGCAGGAGCAGGCACAGAACCUCAUCACCCGAUCGCCCACGUCGCCAUCGUCCGGUGGCGGCCCGGGCCCGGUUACUGCCACCAACGUCGUCCCGAUGGCCGGUGGUUCGACCAGUAACCAUAAGGCGAUCCUGAUGUGCUUCAGCUGCAAGCUCAGCUUCGGCACCUGCCGAUCCUUUAUAGCGCAUGCCAAAAUAGAGCACAGUCUCACACUGAACGACUACGAGCGGAUGCUGCUGGAGAAGAACUACAGCAGUGCCAUCAUACAGACGAAUGCUGAGAAGCAAUUCUUUUUCUUGGUUCCUUUCGAAGAGAAAUCUUCAGCCAAUAGUAACAGUAGGAAACACGUCGAGAGCGAUGAGAGAUACAAGACCAAUAGUAGUAAUAGCGGUAGCAACAGCAGUAGCAGCAGUAGCAACAGCAACAGCAGCAGCAGUAGUAUCAACAACAACAGCAACAAUGGUGCUGCCAAUGCGAUCGGUACUGUCGGUAGCACGAUCGGUAGCAACAGCAUCCUAGGCAACAGUAACAUCAAUGGCAAUCACAGCAUCAGCAACAGCAGCGGUAGCAAUGGUAACAACGUCAACAGCAUUAGUAACAGCAGCAGCAGCAACACCACCACCACUGCGAACAAUGGUAUCCUCGGAUUGCUUUCACAGCAACAGCUGCAAUUACACCAGCAGCAGCAGCAGCAGCAGCAGCAGCAACAACACCAGCAACACCAGCAACAGCAGCAACAUCAGCAGCAGCAACUACAGCAACAGCUACAGCAACACCACCUACAGCAGUCGGUCACCCAUCCAGCGGACGCAUUCCCGCCCGGUAGUAUUGGGUUCGAUGCCACCGGCAGCUUUCCGAAGCUGACCGCGAACAGUGCACUCCUGUACGAGAUGGACAGCAAGCUGCAGCAAAGUUGGAAGCUCGCCGCGGAAAAGUAUAGCAACGCGAUGAACGAAAGUGCGGCGAUUGCGGCUGCCGCCGCCGCCGCGGCCGCCGCUGCUGCCGCUGCCGCCGAAGGAGACAAAAAAGCGUCCGGUAACGGGGGCAAUGGUGGUGGUGGCGUGGCCAGUGCUGCCGCCGCCGCCGUCAGUGGGAAGUUGUUGACCGAUUUCCUAAACCAGCAGAAGAUGCUUUCCUCGGUGGGUGAAAACCUGUACGGCAAGCAGAACAAGUUUCUCGAGCUGAUCAGUUCGGCGGCAGACAUGAAGCUGAACCCGCUGGCAGCGGCUGCGGUGGCGGCGGUAGCCUCCAACAAGGGCGCAGGACCGGGCGGGUUGGCUGACAUGGGUGGCGUCGGUGGUGCUGGGGGCGGUGGUGGUGCGGGUGGUGUCGGUGUUGGUGGAGAUUACCAUCUGAAGAAGUAUAGCCCGGUGGAUCUGUACAAGCAGUUGAUUGCGAACAACUUCCGGCCGGAAGCGAUGGACGUCGGGGAGGAGUUGAAGAAUGAACAUCAGAUCAGCGUGAAGAAGCUGGAACCGGAACCAUCGACUGCCUUCCGGAACAGCAACUUCAGCCCAAACAUUUCGACACGCAACUCCUGCAAGACGCUCAAAUGUCCGCAGUGCAACUGGCACUACAAGUACCAGGAAACGCUCGAGAUACAUAUGCGUGAGAAGCAUCCGGACGGGGAGACGGCCUGCAGCUACUGUCUCGCCGGGCAGGCCCACCCGCGGUUGGCACGGGGCGAAUCGUACACCUGCGGAUACAAGCCGUAUCGGUGCGACAUUUGCAACUAUUCCACCACCACGAAGGGCAACCUCUCGAUUCACAUGCAGAGUGACAAGCAUCUGAACAACAUGCAGGACCUGAACGGCAUGAUGAACAAAAGCAAUCAGAACUUUCUUAACCUCGCGACACUGCAGGCGAACGAGAAGGUGGUGAACAGCUCGCGCAAUCAGUAUAUGGCGGCGGCCGCCGUAGCUGCCGCCAGUGCCCCACUAUCCUCGAUGGCGGGCAAGCUCGGUGGCGGCGGUGGCGGCGGCGGCAGUGGAGGUAUUGCUGGUGGCGGCGUUGGUGGUGGUGUUAAUGCCCAGUCGAAGGAUGCCGGUCCGGUAGGGUAUGAGACCGGUGGGCGGCCCAAGUCCUUCUUCAAGUGUGACAUCUGCAACUACGACACGAACAUUGCGCGCAACCUGCGCAUACACAUGACGAGCGAAAAACAUAUCAGCAACCUGAACUCGUUCCAGUCCAGCUUCAAUCAGCUUAAAAGCCUGCAAAGCCUGCAGCAACAGUCGCAGCAACAGUCGCAGGACAGCCUCGACUAUCUGAGCGCAAUCAAUCUGAACACGCUGAAGGAAGACUCGCCGAUGGCCCGGGUGGAUGAGUAUACGGCGGCGGCCGCAGCAGCUGCUGCAGUUGCGGCGGCAACCGCCAAUGCCGGUGCCAGUGCCGGUAAUAACAGUACCAGCAGUGGCAGCAACAGCAGCCUGAAGCCACUGUCGAUGCCCUCGUCACCGUUCGGUGCACCGCUCGAGACGGCUACGCCCGAUUCGCUGUUCCUGAAUCAACCCUCGCCAUUUAGUGGGGCCAGCGAACCGGGCACCGAGCGGGAUUACCAUCAUCAUCAGCUGGAUGAGGACAAGAAUCCGCUGCACUUCGAUCCACCGAUACGGCUGUCGCUGGAUCCGUCGACCUACUACAGCUGUCUCGUAUGUGCGGACUUUGAGACGAACAAUCUCGAGGAGCUGAAGAAGCACGUGCUGAAGGACCGAGCCAGCAGCGCAAUGGAUACGAUCCUGCUCGCCGGUCAGGAGUGUUUGCUCUGCGGGCAGAAAGCACACGACCGGUCCGAGCUGGAACGGCAUCUGAAGGCGGACCACCAUCUGAGGCGGCUCGAGCUGAUGAUCCAUCUGCUGGAAGGGCGUGACAAGAGCGCGUCCAAAUUGCGCCAGUUCGUCGGGCAGGAGCUGUACAAGAAGCUGCAGCUGAUAUUCCCGUUGGCGGAGGAACCGAAAUUUCCGUACGAUGAGAUGCCAAGCGUCAGUGAAAUUUCGCGCUCUCCGCUAAUGCUACUGCUCGAGCCGAAAACCGAAUUGAUCGAGCGGGACUUUGGUGCCGGUGCGAACGGUAUCGACAGUGAACCAUCAUCGUCCUCCUCGUGUCCGGACAAUGUGCAGCUCAAGUGUAACUGUUGCAACUUCUACACCACCUCGCUGGAGAAGAUCGGCAUCCACAGCCUGUCCGAGAAGCACAUCUUCCGGCGCAUCUGCUUCGACUAUCUGCUGCUCAUCUCGAGCGAAAAAUCCACCCUGGCGAACGUAGGCGUGAAGAGUGAAGAUGGAGCAAAGCAGCAGCCGAAAGCAAACCAGCUGAUGCUGACCUGCGUGCCCUGCUGCUUCAAGACGGACCACAUCUACUACAUGAUACACCAUCUCAAGAAGAGCUGCAAGGUGGAGCAAAACAUCAACCUGCUCGGAUUACGCAACAUCUUCAAGCUAACAGCUAAAGGUUUGGACGCCCAAGAUGCAAUGGAUACGGGCGAUAAUGGGCUGUGCAGCAUACUGCAGGAGAAGAAGAUGUGGAACGGCGAGAACGCGAGCAACCGCCAGGCAACCGGUGGCUGCAAGGAUCGCUGUCUCGUCUGCAGCGUGUGCAACAAGUUCUCCUCGAAGAAGGUGAACGUCAUGCAACACCUGCUGGCCAACCAUAAUGCGGGCAACGAGCUGCUCGGUGGUGCCGAGCUGUCACCGAACGUGCCCUCGCUGUCCCGCAAACCGUUCGACUAUCUGCGAACGCUGGCGGAGGCUCGCUGUGCCCAGAACUUGCGCCUGAUCGAGAAGGUUACGUUUAUGAGCGAUUCGUUCGCAUUGAAGGAAAACUGUAACGAUCUGAAGCACGGCAAUCUGGCGGAGAUGUUGGAGCAGUAUGCGACCCGCCAGGAUGCGACCGAUGCGAGCUUCCCUGCCCGUUCGCCUACGCUGGAGAAGCAGCAGCAACAACAUUCGCCGACCCUGUCCUGUCCACUGUGUGCGGAAACGUUCCUCGAUCAGGCAACGGUAGAGACGCACGUGCUGCGCGUCCACAACAUCAAGAUGGACGGGCUGAACCGGUUGCUGAAGCUGGUCGAUACCUCGCAAUUUUUGAAAACGACCACCAACAACGGCAAACAGCAACCGGUCAGCAAUAGUAGCAGCCCGGUGGAGAAGCCAGGGUCGCCCCAUUCGCCGACCGGCAAGGAGGGUUCGGUGUCGCCGGGCGUACCGAGCAUCCGGUGCUCGUACUGCAAGGCACCGUUCGACACGAUGGUCGACCUGAAGAUACACUGCAACGAGAGUAGCCACUUCCGGCGCAGUGCCGACUCGGAUGAUCUGGCCUGCUUCCUGCACGACUGCAAGGACGCGUUCGACAACCUGGCCGACCUGAACCAACACUUCAAGGCGAGCCAUCUGAAUUUUCUCAUCUCGGAGCACCACACGUACCGGUACCGGUGCAAGCAGUGCCCGUUCGCGUUCAAAACGCACGAAAAGCUUAGCCGCCAUCUGUUCUACCAUUCGCUGCGCGAGUCGACGAAGUGUUUCUACUGCGAUCAUCACUUCAAGAACAUCCACUCGCUGACGGCACACAUCGCGGAGAAGCAUCCGCAGGAGGCGCUCCAGUCCGGCAAGCCAUCACCGCCGGGCAUUGCGUCGCCGGACGCUUCCAUACUCUUCUUCAAGGAUCUCAAGCGCAAGAUGCUCAACAAUCAACAGCAGCAGCAGCAGCAACGGAACGGGCUGAGCCCACGUUCGGAUCGUUCCGGUGGUGGGCGGGAUGCGCGCGAUAGCAUCGACGAGGAUCGGUUGAGCGAAAAGUCCGUCAGCUCUAAGAGCAGCAGCUUCUACUACGACAAAAGCCUCGACGGUAGUGGUACGUCCGAUGGACGCUACACCUGCACCGACUGUCAGUUUACGUUUACGGAUUCGGGUGCGCUCGAGCGCCAUCUUGCCACCGCCUGUCACAUGCCGCGUGACGACAAAGCGUCGCCCGACUCGUUGGCUGCCUCGCUGAUGUCUUCCCUCGCCAAGCAUCAUCAGCAGCAGCAACAACAACAGCAGCAGCAGCAAACGGUCCACCAACAACAGCAGCAACCGUCCGCACAUCAGCAACCGCUGACGGGAUCAUCCGCCACCCAGAUGAGCUCGCUGUUCUACGACAUCAAGUCGGAAAAGUUCACCAACCCGAACCGACCGUUCAAGUGUACGAUCUGCAUGGAAAGCUUCACGCAGAAGAACAUCCUGCUCGUGCACUACAACAGUGUGUCGCAUCUGAACAAGCUGAAGAAGCUGAAGGCGGAGAAAGGAUUUGCGCAGAUGUUUACCGGUUCGUUGCUCGGUACGGACAUCGGUGCUGCGACGGACGGAUGUACGGACAGGGGCAAGAAUUCACCCUCACCAACGGUACCGUUCGGCGAGAAGGCAGUCACGCCCUUCUCGAUGCCUUCGUUCACCGAAGGUUGUGGUGGCGGUACCGGCGGUGGCACUGGUGGAGGGGAGAAGCGUAAGGAGGUCGGUGAUGAGAAGGAGUCAGCGCGCAAGAAGUUCAAGUGUGACAUCUGCAAUGUGGCGUACACGCAGGGCAGUACACUAGACAUCCAUAUGCGCAGUGUGCUCCAUCAGACGCGUGCCUGCCGUAUGCAGGAGCGCAGUCUGUUUUCUGGUCAAUCGAACACACCACAGCAACAGCAGCAGCAACAGGCUCAGCAACCAUCACCGCAGGGUGGUGAAAGCAAGAAGAAGAGUGAGUUCCCACUCAUCCACCCAAUACCCGAGAGUCACGAUCAGUCGCCGAACAUGCUGGAUGAGGUAUCGAUGCGCAAGCUCAAGUCCCCGUCCGAGCAAGCCCAACAACAGCAGCAUCAGCAACAACAGCUUCAACAACAGCAACAGCAGCAAGCACUCGGACCACUGUUCUGUGGUGUGCCGGUUGGUGGACCCGAUAAGCCGGACCUUGCAGUCUGUGAAUGUUGUUACCAGGUGUUCCCGGGUAAGCUGAUGCUCGAGACGCACCUCGAGCUUAGCCCGGAGUGUUUGGCACAUCGCAAGAAGUUGCUCGAUACCGCCACCGGUCUACCGGACGCGAGUGGACCGCUAGGUUUCCCCACCGAUGGUGGCUUCCAGCAGCACCAUCAGGCUCUCAGCGAACUGGCAAAGGUGAACGCACUGACUGGAGGCUUCGAUCUGGGUGCACCGGGCGAUGCGGCCGCAUUGCUUGGCGCGAAAAGUCUCGUCCCGGCAAUGGAUCCGGCUGCUACGGCCGCGGCAGCAGCUGCCGCUGCCAACCUGAUGGAUCCGAGCUUCCUGAAGAACGCGUCACUGCUCCAGUUCGCUGCGAGCGAUCCGACCAACAAGCUCAACCCGAACGCACUGAACGUGCUCAACUUUAUGCAUUUUCACCAUCUGAUGUCACUCAGCUAUCUGAACCUUGCGCCCCAGCUCAGCUUCGGUGGUGUACCGCCAAAGGUCGGUGGAGAUCCGAACAAACCGGACAAUGCACCCGGCGGUGGAGGCCUCGGCGAUCCGACCGGCAAAGGUGGUAAGACAGGGUCCGGUGCAUCCGUCGUACUGCCACCGGUCAGCCUGAACGGGAAGCCACUCGAUUUGAACCUACUGCCGCACGGGCUCGAUCCGAAGCUGGCCGCUCAAUCACCCCAACAGCAAGCGCUCGGGCAGCAACAGCAGCAGCAGCAGCAACAGCAACCCUGCACCCAGAAGCGUGCCCGUACACGCAUCACCGACGAGCAGCUACGUAUCCUUCGCUCCCACUUCGACAUCAACAACUCACCGAGCGAGGAAAGCAUCCAGGAGAUGUCACUGAAGGCGAACCUUCCGCAGAAGGUCGUAAAGCACUGGUUCCGCAACACACUGUUCAAGGAGCGGCAGCGCAACAAGGACAGCCCGUACAACUUCAGCAUCCCACCGUCGACGAAGCUGAACGUGGAGGAGUACGAGCGUACCGGUGAGGCGAAGGUGACCGACCUAGAAACGUCGUUCAAGUCAGCCGAAGUGGGUGGUUCACUGUCGCAGGAUAAUUCCUGCUCGCAGAGUUCCACCGACAUGAGCAAAGCACUGAACGAAGCGAUGAAGCAAAACCUGUCCAAAUCGUUGCUGGAAUCACUGAGCAAGCAUCAGUCCGCAACCGGGCAGGAUUUGGUUGGUGCGGCCGCUGCCUUCCACCUGAACAAGAGCCUCUUCCCCGACACCUUCGGAGGAGGCGGUGCGGGUGGUGGUGGCGGUGUUGUUGGAGGACCGGAUUUUUCCGGCCCUGAUGGUGUUGGAUCGGUGUCGGACUACUUUCAACGGGCGGCAGCCGAUGCGGUAGCACUUGGGGCAGCUGUUCCCGGCUCUGUCGGAGGACCGCUCUCGCUGAGCAUGGGCGGUACCGGUGGUGCAGGAGUAGUGGGCGGUGGCAAUGGAGGAUCGCUCUUGAGUGGAAAUGGUGGCGGAGGCGGUAACGGUGGUGGAGGUGGUGGCAGUGUCGGUGGCAAGAAGAAGAAGAUCAAGUCCGAAUCGUCGAACGACAGUCCGACGCCGGCCGACCUGCAACUCGACUCAUCCAACUCCAGCCCGAUGCCGAUGCGUCCGCCGAGCGCCAUCUCGCUGAAGAAGCACAUGGCCACACCGCCAUCGCUAGUGGUAGGCGAGGAGAUGAAGAUCCCGAGUCCAAUCGAGAGCCCCGUCAUCUCGCCACCCGGCUCGAUGGGUUUGCAUGCGCUGCCGCCCCAAACACAGCCGAUCACCUGCUCGAACGGCAAACGGGCCAACCGUACACGGUUCACCGACUAUCAGAUCAAGGUGCUGCAGGAAUUCUUCGAAAACAACUCGUACCCGAAGGAUAGUGACCUGGAGUAUCUGAGCAAGCUGCUGAUGCUCUCGCCCCGUGUUAUCGUCGUAUGGUUCCAGAACGCUCGCCAGAAGCAGCGCAAAAUUUACGAAAACCAACCGAACCCAACGUUCGAGUCGGACGAGAAGAAGGCCAUCAACAUCAACUACACCUGCAAGAAGUGUAACCUCGUGUUCCAGCGCUACUACGAGCUGAUACGCCAUCAGAAGAACCACUGCUUCAAGGAGGAGAGCAACAAACGUUCCGCCAAAGCGCAGCUGGCCGCGGCCCAGAUCGCACACUCGUUUACCAGCGGCAGCGAGGAUUCGGACUCGAGCCUCGACGUGAGCCGGCGCGAAUUUCAACCGCGCGAAAACGACUGCCCUUUCUAGGAGCCGUGGGGCGGCUGGAGGGCACCAGCUAGUAUGCAACACUAACACUAACGGCCCAGCCCUAGAGCCUCCCCCUGCAGCACCCCUUCCAUCCCGCCGCAUCCUUUCCGUCGACCCCAUUACACCGCCCGUGACAACCGGGUAGAGGGUGGGGUGGGGCGGUGGUAGUGGGUGGGUUAAAAUUGCUUCCAAAUAUUCCUUCAGCGACCCUGUAACUCCUCCCCAUCCCAUCCACACACACACACACACACACAUUCCUUCUCGUUGAGAAAAAGAAACAAACACCUCGCACCUCUCAUGACGGUGUGGCGUUAGUUUUAGACACUUUUUACAUUCCAACUAGUUUUCCUUUUUGAUUUUUGCUUCGUAUCUUUUUGCUAAGUUUUACCUCUUUUGUUCGUCGCCACACUGAUUGAGAAAUUUGUUUUUUCUCUUACUUUUACUUUUUUAGUUCAGUUUUUAGAAGACUUUUUCUUCAUUUGUUCUUGUUUUGUUUUAUUGUCUACGCUUUUACGCUUUAUCGGGUUAAUCAUGGUCAUUCGUAGCAAAACUUUGUUAAACCCUUAAGUGAAAGAAAACGACAUUCCAUAAACCUUCCCCCUACUACUCCUUUCCCCCCCCCCCCCUCCUUCUCGACCGGUCUCCUCCCCGUCCAUGCGGACCAGGGACCGGCAAUCGCCAUUGAAGCAUCUCGCAUCGUUUCAAAAUAAUCGAUUGAUGUGUUAAUUUCCUCGCCUUGAAUUUGCUAGUGAAAAUAUCGUUAUUAUUGUUUUAUUUUAAUAUUUUUUGUUUUAAAUUAUCGAAAUUGAUUUCGAUAUAUCGAAGCAAAAAAAAAGAAGAAACAGAUACAGCAAAGAAACAUCGUUUAAUUUAUAGCGUGUGAACGGUCCAGAAUCGUUUGACGCAUUGAGAUCUAUUUUUUUUUGUAUUAGCAUCGUGUUUACUGCUGUAGGUUUUAAACUGCGUAACGUUUUCUUACAUAUAGAACUUUUUUUUUGUGUGUAUUACUAAACAGAAAACUUGAGUUUAACAAAAAAAAAAAUAUUUGAAGACAAUGAGUCGAAAAUCCCCGCAUCAAAUGUAAUGUGAAAGUUCCUAAAACAAAAGAUCGCAAAUAUUAAGAAUUUAGUUAGAAGAAGAAAAAAAACAGAGGAAACUAAGAAACAGAAA